Messenger RNA from Chondrus crispus (carragheen), 3586 nucleotides. RefSeq names its product WD40-repeat containing protein. Bases 1 to 3528 code for a protein of 1175 amino acids. The transcript is spliced from 2 exons. The record is from RefSeq and is a predicted model, not a curated record. Gene Ontology annotation, molecular function: protein binding; ADP binding. Lineage: Eukaryota; Rhodophyta; Florideophyceae; Gigartinales; Gigartinaceae.
AUGGAGGACAGCCUCAGGAGAACGCGCUUUCGCUUUAGCCGCGCCAAGACCGUCAGCGAAUGGCUUGCAGAAAUCAACGCCACUGCCACCGCUUUAGACCUCCGAUUGUCCUCUAUGAACGCCCUCUUCGUCCGCGCCGAGGGUGUCGCCAGGCUCGGCUCCGCCGUCGAGAACCUCACAUCCUCCGAUCCCCAGCAUCAACCCGACCUCUUCACCCCUUCCUUUGACGUCCCCACCAACCCACCGCAUGUCGUUUUAAAUUUUGGCCCAGUCGCAUUUGCACCAGGAGAAGGCCACCGUCACGACAUCUCCCUCGAGUGCCGCCUGAAGCUCGCCAUCUUGCGCCCGCCGGCGAGUAUUGAGGGAACCACGUCAAGUCACCCUCGUAUCGUCGGCAUGCAGGGCAUGAGCGGGGUGGGAAAGUCUUGCGCCCUUCGCGGGCUCGCGACGGACCGCGACGUGCGCGCCCGCUUCUCUGACGGUGUGUACUGGCUCGGCUUGGGGGAGGAUUGCAACGACGCCGAUCUCGUUCGACAGCUCGCCGCUCUCACCAGGCAGUCUGGCGGCGUGCAAGCCGAGAAGCAAGUGCUGGAGAAGACCCGCCUUGACGGGGCUGUGUUCAGCGCGAGGCUCUGGUUUGCGGGAAGGAGGAUUCUGUUGCUCGUGGAUGACGUCUGGGCGUCGAAUUGUGUUGGCCGUGACGUCGUGCGACGGUUGGGAAAGGUGACUGAUGCCGCGACGGGUAGUUGCGUCGCAUUUACGUCGCGCGAUUUGGCAAUGGUCGGCAAGGAAGAAUCCAUCGAGUUUUCGACGCGGGAUGAUAGUUUGUCCAGAGAUAUUUUGUUUUCGGCCGCAGGCUUGAGAGAGGAAGAGACCAAGGCGCUGCAGGGAUCGGUAGUGCGGUUGUUGGCACUGUGUGGCGGGCUGCCGAUGGCGUUAUCGGUCGCCGGCAGUGCGAUUGCAAUGCGUCGUCGAGUGGCUUUCAAUCGAAGUCUGCAGGCAGUCUGCGAGGAGUACUUGGACGUGCUGGUAAAGUAUCGCGGACGGCUUCUGAGUGAGACCGUGGAUGGCGAUGGGUAUAGCAAUUUGUCAACCGCGUUCACGGCAUCGCUUGCAAUGCUGGAUGAAAAAAACAGUCUUGAGUUGAAGAACGGCAUGUCAUUUGCGGAGAUGUAUGGAUGUCUUGCUGUUAUUGAACGUCAUGGGUGGUUGCCAACAACAGUCCUUGCCGUGCUAUGGGGCCUUGAUGAGAUCCAGGCCACGGAAGUUGUAAACUUGUUUGCCAUGGUGAGCCUAGCCGAGAGAAAGGACGAGAUUUUGAACGGGGGGAACGUUACUGGACUUGCAUUGCAUGAUCUGCAGUUGGAUUUUGCGGAGACGGAAUGCAAGAGUCAUAGCGAAGUGUGCAAGUUGCAUGAAGCGAUUGUGCAGGGUUGGAUACCAGAGGUAGGAUCGGAUAGAUGUGGCAGUUUGCGCGAAUAUUCUGCGUGGGCAACGUACGAUGCGUUUGCACAUGAUUACGCAAGGCAGAACGUGAGUCGGCACUUGAUCGGAGCCGGCUUGACAACUCAAUUGGAGAUGCUGCUCAGAGAUCCAAGAUGGACUGUAAGGAGGCUAGCUCAGUCAGAGACUCUGGGACUUGAAGAGGAUUUCAAUCUGCUGUUGGAGGGGAUCAAAGCGAAAGGUGAUGACAGCUCUAGGCAAGGACACAAGAUAUGGUCUCUGCAGAUAAUUGUCCGAACCGCACGACUAAGUGCGCCGUAUGUGUCGCGCCAUGCGGAUGAGGUGUGGUUUCAGCUCUAUGCACGGUUGCUUAGUAUUAGAAAUGAAUCGACUCUUUUGCAAGAGUAUACAGCGGAUAUCGAACGACAUGCGAAGAAGCCGUGGGUGAAGGCACUAACGCCAUGUCUCAGUAGCCCGCGGUUUUUGCAUAGUUUAUUACCAUGCGGUGGCCGAGUUUGCGGGACGAGUGUUGGGACGGGAGGGGAAAAAGUAGUGGCCUGGGGUAUUUGCACUGAAGGGGCAUUUGUAUGUACGUUUUUGAGGGGUGAACUGGAAUCAAGGGUAUUACUGCAGAGUGACGACGACCAUGUGAUUGCAAGUACCACCGGUAUCAAGGGACAAGGUCCUUCGGGAUGGCAAUCUGCAAAUGCCUGGAGCCCUCAUGAUGAUGGCAAGGAAGUUUCCUUGAUACGCUGUUCAGGAAACGGCAAAGACGCUGUAACUGUUCACAAGGAUGGGACGGUCCGGGCCUGGGCUAUGGAUCCAAGAGGGCAUCUUGUAGAUCCCCUGACGCUGAGCGCUGGCGAAGAGCAUCGCUUUGCGUUGUCGCCGGAUUGGAGGAGAAUAGCAAGUAGCGGGCCUGAAAUGAGUGUGAAGGUAUGGGAUCGACAUACCGGAGAAAUGCAGGGACAGCUAUUACUUGAACAACACGUACGAGUCUUCUGUUUGGAUUGGUCGCCGGACGGAAAGCGGCUGGCCCUUGGCGGGCGACAUCAGAUGAUGCAGAUUUGGAACGUCGAGACCGGAGAGAUAGUAGGGCAGCAAGGUCAAAGCAGCGGCACAAUUCUUUGUGUGGCGUGGUCUCCGGACGGAAGGCGCAUUGCGGGGGGUGGACGGGACAAAAUGAUCACAGUUUGGGACAGUGCGACCGGUGAGGCGAUAGGAGCAACUUUUCGUGGGCAUUCCAGUGCGGUCUUCUGUCUGGCAUGGUCACCCAAUGGGAAGCGAUUAGCAUCUGGUGGCUGGGACAAGUCGGUGAGAAUAUGGGAUGUGGAGACGGGAAAGGCGCUGGGCUCGGCACUGCUAGGCCACAGGGACACAGUUUCAUCCGUGGGGUGGACACCGGAUGGAGAGCGAGUGGUGUCUGGAGCAUGGGAUGAGACGGUGCGGAUAUGGGACACUCAGAGUACAGAAGACAGUGGAAUACUGACAGGCAGCCGCACUCCCAAGGUAUCGUGUGCGGAAUGGUCCUCUAACGGGAGAUUCCUCGCAUCGGGCGGGAGAGAUCGGAUGAUUAGGAUAUGGGAUGUGGAGAGUGGAGAGGCUGUUGGGGAGGCGUGGGGCAUGCAUCGGAGCGAGAUUUGCUGCUUGGCGUGGUCGAGGAAUAGCAAGCAUUUGGCCUCUGGGGUGAAGAACGGGACAGUGAGUGUCUGGGACGUAGAGACACGAGCGAAGAUCGGAGAAGUGGGCGGGGAUGGGAGAGCGGUAACGCAGCUGAUAUGGUCUGCGGAAGGGGCGAAAAUUGUGGUGGAGGCGGGGCAAGAGAGACGUGUCUGUGAUGUUGAUGGGUGGAAAGGAAUAGCACAGGAGGUUAGCCUUGGUGUACGCACACAAGACGAGGACCCGAAGUCCCAGCAACUCAGCAUAUCUUUGGAGGGUGCAUCUGUCGUGUAUGACAGCAAAGCUGGGAAAGUCACACUCGCUACGUUCGAAAGGAGUGGCAUGCACCUUCGGUGUUCCCCAUCGAAUAGACGAGGUGUUGUGUUCUCAUCCAGGAAGUUCUACUUCUUCGAAAUAGUCUGGUGAGGGUGAUUUUUCACCAGUUCAAUGAAUUACCUCGACAUGUCUCCGCACUCCACACCUC